Molecule: messenger RNA, 4393 nt
Organism: Esox lucius (northern pike)
Lineage: Eukaryota; Metazoa; Chordata; Actinopteri; Esociformes; Esocidae
Gene: bcl6ab
Product: BCL6A transcription repressor b
Exons: 8
Coding region: 1620-3590 (656 amino acids)
Biological process (GO): regulation of cytokine production; negative regulation of transcription by RNA polymerase II; regulation of immune system process
Molecular function (GO): protein binding
Source: RefSeq, a predicted model, not a curated record
AUUAUUGGACGGGAUUUCGCUAGAAGUUACUUGUAGUGGUAGACGUUAGUGGUGGCCCUAUUGGCAUCUAUUGAUACAGUUUAAAAACCUAGAUACUUCCAAUUUAUAAUUUGUUCUUAAGUUUUGUGAACAGUGGGGUUUCUCUUGACUGCGGUUGCUGGACUUGCUGAUGUUUAUAGCAUACCUGAUUCAUGGACGUGUUGACUAGUCUAGUAUGUCUUCUGCUCAAGGCAAACCGCAUGCUUGCGAGCGAUUUAUCUGGAAGUUCUUCGUGAAUUCUUUCAUUGGGAUAACACAUUCAUUUUUGUAAUUGCCCAUUGAUGCCGUUAAAUGUUGAUCAUGUUUUUUUUUUUAAUAUAGAGAUUAUUAGAAUAAACUGUAUUCAAUGCAUUUUGUGCAAUUGGUUCUUAGCCUAUAUUAAAGUGUACAGAAAAUCACUUAUGGAUUCAACCAAUGGUCAAAAUGUUUUGAUUAAUCAAAGGCCAGUAUGACUUAAAUAUUUUCAAAACGAACCUCAAACAGUCGCAACAGGGCGCGCCUGUGUGGUUAGAUCACUGUACUACUUUUUAGUUUUGCGCAGUUUUUUCUCUGAUGGUGGUUUCAGUUCCUGGUAGAUUUCCACUGCUGAUCUGUCGAAUACUUUUCCAAUUAGUGUUGCGACUGGGGGAAGAAUUUUUUUAUGUUGGUCUACAUUCUUGAUUUGUUUUUAUGGACCGUUAUCAAUUAAAUGGCCAGUAAUUUUGGACACAACUUAUGAGGGAUGGGAACCUCCUUGCAAAGCAAAACCCAUAUGCAUUUGAAACUCCUUUAGACAUAUUUUGCAAUGAUACUUGUUUACUUACUGGUUAACUUUGAUAUAUUCCACAUUUUCUAAUGAACAUUUUCAAGUUGAAGUAAGCAGUUGGUAGAAAUACUAUGGGUUACACUAGGUGGUUUCCACUUACAGGCGUAUCGAACAGAAAGCGUAUUUAGAAGCAACCUAAUCUGUGCGCACGCAAGACGGAAUGUACAAAAUGCGACACUUCCAAGCGCGAAGAGAGCGUGAACUCAGGCUACUCUUAAAGGGGCCGCCAGUCCUUUUUUAUUUCAAAAUAUGCACUGCGCUGUCAACUUAAACAUGGAACACCGGUGUCAAACCGAUUCCAAUGAGGGCCUAGUGUAUGCUGUUUUUUCCCCAUGUAAUUAGUGUCAAAAUGAAGAGUCCAAAAACCAGAUUAUGGGAGAUCCUAACUAAUUAGUGACCUAAUUAAUAAAUCAAGUACACGGUAAAAAGGGAACCUGCUGACACUCUACCCUCCGUGGAACCGGUUUGACAGCUGUGCAUUAAUAGGUUAACUGAAAAAAGUUACAACUACCAUAAAAGCAUAACUCUUAUCUCUAAAAUGUGCAUUUUAUCAAAGUGAAAUACAAUAUUCUGCAGUUAAAAAAAGCUCACAAUUUGUAAAUUACUGUUGGGGUUAACUGUGUUAUCUAAUAUCAAUAUGUAAUCUGCUUUUUUGGCGGCAACCAUUACAAGUCCUCUUUCCAACUGACCACAUCAAUCAUGGCUUGUCGCUAUUUAUAUGUCAUGAACAGGAGUUGCUGCUGAGCUGUAGUCUUGUUGAUAUGACUCUGACACCAUGGCCUCAUCGGCAGAUGGCUUCAUUCAGUUUACCCGCCAUGCCGGGGAUGUUUUGCUCAACUUUUACCGACUCCGCAGUAGAAAUAUCCUGACCGACGUCACUAUCCAGAUUGAUGGACAGUGUUUCUGCGCUCACAAGACAGUCCUCGUGGCCUGCAGUGGACUCUUUUACUCCAUAUUCACGGAUCCCCUGAAGAGUAACCUGAGUACAAUUAGCCUGGACCCCAAAGUUGACCCUGAUGGGUUUGCCAUCUUGCUAGACUUCAUGUACACCUCAACCCUGACCCUGAAGGAUAGCCUGGUUCUAGCUACCAUGAACACAGCCUCGUUCCUACAGAUGGAACAUGUGGUGGACACCUGCCGUAGAUUCAUCAAGUCCAGAGAGCAGUUUGUGAGUAUGCAGAGAGAGGAAGUACUGGCCAGCCCGAUGCGUCUCUCUCAGGACCUCCCAGUUUUCAGGGUCCUGGAUGGGGUGGAGGCCAACAGCAGCCGCAGUUCCCCAUCUUCCCUCAGGGAUUGGAGCAGCUACAGCCCCAGUGUGUUCAGUGGCAUCAAUGCUUCGGGUAGCUCCCACCACAUCCACGGACAACACCUCCCAAUCCCCGUUGGAAAGCUGCCAGAUGCCCACACUGUCGGUGACCUCCACCAAGGGGCCACCGUCUUCCAGAAACCCGGCUCUCCUGUGAAUCGCGUAGAGGACACUGCCAUCAUCCACCACUCUCUGUCAUGCCACUCCUCAUCCUCCUCUGUCGCCAUCACCCGACCUCUCCCCUGCACAAGCUGUCAGUCCGUGGCUUUUGGGGGCCUCCAGGGCUCUGAAAACGGAGGGGCCUCUGACAUGGAAGAGGACAGCAUCCAGCACCCCAAGCCCGGCUCCCUCAGCCUGUCCCCAGGUUGCAGCAAGGGGGUGAUCUGCAGCCCCAAAAGCCCCCUCCGCUCUGACUGCCAGCCCAACUCCCCCACCGAGUCCAGUGGAUGCAGCAGGAAUGUUGCCCUGGCCCUGACCCGGCCCUCUGGCUGCUCCCAGGAGAACAAGGCCCGCAACUGGAAGAAGUACAAGUUCAUCGUGAUGAACCAGACCUCCGGGGAGAAGGAGGAGGACGGGGCCCGGGGAGGGAGCGUUGAGGCCGGUGACUGUUCCCCUCUCCGGGGCCCCUGUGGGAGCAGCGGAUCAGAAGGACCAGUGGGAGAGCUGCAGGCUGGGGAGAGGCUCGGUGUGCACGAAGAUGAGAUCCUCAGCCCGCAGGCCAGCCAUUACAGCCGGCUGACAUGCUCAUCCUGUGGCACGAAUGCCCCUCAGCACCUGGAGGUGUGUCCCCGCUCCCCUGGUUCCUUCAGUGGGGAGGACGCCAAUGAGCUGCACUCGGAGUACUCCGACUCAGGCUGUGAGAACGGUUCCUACUUCUGCAAUGAGUGUGACUCGAAGUUCGCCGAGGUGGACUCCUUGAAAGGCCACAUGCUCCAGGUUCACGCCGACAAACCGUACAAGUGUGACCGAUGUCAGGCGGCGUUUCGGUACAAAGGGAACCUCGCCAGCCACAAGACUGUCCACACUGGGGAGAAGCCGUACCGCUGUAACAUCUGCGGAGCUCAGUUCAACCGGCCGGCCAACCUCAAAACCCACACCCGUAUCCACUCUGGAGAGAAGCCCUACAAGUGUGAAACGUGCGGCGCUCGUUUUGUACAGGUUGCACAUCUCCGUGCCCACGUGCUGAUUCAUACCGGAGAAAAACCCUAUCCCUGUGAGAUCUGUGGGACACAUUUCCGCCAUCUACAGACUCUUAAGAGCCACCUACGCAUCCACACGGGAGAGAAGCCCUAUCAUUGCGAGAAAUGUGACCUCCACUUUCGCCACAAGAGUCAGUUGAGGCUGCAUCUCCGGCAGAAGCACGGUGCCAUAACAAACACCAAGGCCCAGUACCAGCGGACCAACACGAACAUGACCGUCGGCUUGGCCGAGGUCUGCUGAAUGGGAAACCGAUGGUGGAGUGUAACUGGCUGACAACCCACUUGUGUUGUCAAAGAAACGUGUUGUCAUGACGUCUUGGUAGCACACUGGCAGAGACUGUUGUGUUCGUUAGCACUGGUGGAUGGCUUUCCUCCGAAUGUGAAUACACAACCAUAUUUUAUCAUUCACAGCCAUUGUAUUUGUAUGUUUGUGUAUAUAAGUACAGUGUUACCUGUGAUAAAAUGUUUGUGUUUAAAGAUAGUGGCGUACAUUUUUCCUAAAGGAGUAUCUCAUGAUGGAAUGUACAUUUUGGAAAAAAAUCCUACAUCAGGCAAUAUGCUUUUCCUAAUGUGUUUGGUAUUCACUUGUGUAUUACCUUUUUCGUUACCUUUUUUCUUUCCUAAGACCCUCAAUAAUACUGAACAUUGAAUUCUCAUUCAUAUUGAGAAACGCUGUCAUGUUGGUACAUCCUGCUAUAGAUGCAGUCUAUGGAGGCAUGCUCAGCUGGAGGUGAGCUAAUAUGUUCUUAUGUCCUUUGAAUUUUAUAUCUUAUAUACUGUGAAUAUAUAUAAUGUUAUGUGUCCAGAUUGACCUCUGCUGGCAGAGUACUUGUCUGUAAUUAGUUACUGAGGUACGCUUCUUGUUUUGUUAUGUUUUUUUGUGCAUUGAAAAUAAUAUAUUAUCCGACACUGUUCCAUACGUAUGCAGUGUAUUCAACGUGCCUUACACUGAGAGGUCCUCAGGAAUGUUACUCACAUUUGUCUUUAUAAACUGCAGAGAUUUAUGUGAAAUACAGUGUAAAUAAAAGUAUGUAUUAUGAAGAA